Molecule: messenger RNA, 1526 nt
Organism: Diceros bicornis minor
Lineage: Eukaryota; Metazoa; Chordata; Mammalia; Perissodactyla; Rhinocerotidae
Gene: CXCL14
Product: C-X-C motif chemokine ligand 14
Exons: 4
Coding region: 78-377 (99 amino acids)
Biological process (GO): antimicrobial humoral immune response mediated by antimicrobial peptide; cell chemotaxis
Cellular component (GO): extracellular region
Molecular function (GO): chemokine activity
Source: RefSeq, a predicted model, not a curated record
GCGUCUCCGGGCCGCCGCACGGACUGGCGGGCGCCCUCCCCGAGUCCCUGUUCCCGCGCCGCGCCCCGCCGGCCAGCAUGAGGCUCCUGACGGCCGCGCUGCUCCUGCUGCUCCUGGCGCUGUGCGCCGCGCGCGUGGACGGGUCCAAAUGCAAGUGCUCCCGGAAGGGGCCCAAGAUCCGCUACAGCGACGUGAAGAAGCUGGAAAUGAAGCCAAAGUACCCGCACUGCGAGGAGAAGAUGGUUAUCAUCACCACCAAGAGCGUGUCCCGGUACCGGGGUCAGGAGCACUGCCUGCACCCCAAGCUGCAGAGCACCAAGCGGUUCAUCAAGUGGUACAACGCCUGGAACGAGAAGCGCAGAGUCUACGAAGAAUAGGCUGAAAAGUUCCUGCUGGGAAGACUUUGCACCCGUUGGGAGACAAGCAAAGCACUCUGCAGAUAAAAAAAAAACCAACCCUUUCUUUCUCACAGUAUGCAUAAGACACAAAUUAUAUAUUGUUACAAAGCACUUUUUACCAAGGGUCAGUUUUUACAUUUUAUAGCCGUGUGCAAAAGGCUUCCAGAUGUGAGACCCGUCUCUCUUGCGCUCCAGACUUCAUCACAGGCUGCUUUGUACCGAAAAGGGGGAAACUCAUGCCUUUUCUUUGUUAAAAAAAUGCUUUUUGUAUUCGUCCAGACAUCACUGUACGUCUGAGCUUUAUAAGCGCCUGGGAGGAACAGCAGCUUGGUUGAGACAUUUCAUAGCAGCGUUGCUCCGCUCCUAGCGCGGGAAGCUUCCGCCCUGAGGUCUUGGCACCUCGGCACAGCUGCCACAGGCUUUCCUGGGCCCAGGGUCGCCACAGGCUCGGGGGAACUCUGGAGCCGCCCCGGUCAUUGGGCAAGGAGGAACAGAUCUCUCUGCAUCUGUUCAAGGACCUGGAGUUUGGCUGCUAGAGAAAAGUGCUUCAUCCCCCCCCCGGUUAAUUUUUACACACUCUAGGAAACAUUUCCAAGGUCCUGGGAUGGCAAAGCACACGGUCUUUUUAAGGAAGGGGCUAGGUCUUCUCUCCAACCUGAGGGUUUGUGAACGGUUCACGGCUUCAAUCUUGAACGCUUCGGAAGCACGUGAAGUUCCCGACACUGUUAGCAAAAACCUUAGAAGAAAACUUAAAAAUGUAUGAAUCCAUGCACAAUAUACAGCUACAGACACACAUCCUGUUGACGAGGGAGAACCGUCACCUAUGUUUCUCUCCCUCAUCGCAGCAGAACAAGCAGUACUAAAGCGAACUGUCUGUGGUUCCCACGUCCUUCUUCAGUGAUAAACAGUGCAGUCCCCCUCUGAAAGCUGAGAUGACCACGAGCCCCCUCCUUUGUAAAUAUACUCUUACGACGCCCCCUCCACACGCUGCCCCUUCAGUAUACGCCACCCUGCACUGCUGUGUCAUAUGCUAUGUAAAUGUCAGACACCAUUAGCGCUGCAUGCAGGUUUCAUAUUCUUUCUAAGACAAAAAGAAAAGUAAUAAAAUAUAUUUGAAAUGUACCAAAA